This is a messenger RNA of Cottoperca gobio, 1816 nucleotides long. It is a transcript of the gene trappc6bl, whose product is annotated as trafficking protein particle complex subunit 6B, like. Gene Ontology annotation, cellular component: trans-Golgi network; cis-Golgi network; TRAPP complex. Lineage: Eukaryota; Metazoa; Chordata; Actinopteri; Perciformes; Bovichtidae. The coding region runs from base 343 to 834 and encodes 163 amino acids. The transcript is spliced from 7 exons. Gene Ontology annotation, biological process: endoplasmic reticulum to Golgi vesicle-mediated transport; regulation of GTPase activity. The record is from RefSeq and is a predicted model, not a curated record.
AUUGGAAGACAGGUCAGCUCCAUGAAAUCAGAAGUUAGCUUGUAAUGGAAAUGGGCGUACGCCGAAAUUGGAAGUAAUUUUCUUAUGGGUUUCAGGCAAGCUCUACGGUUUGACGCCCUCCACAUGAGAACAAAAUGUUUUAUUACUGGUUUUAUGAUUUAUUGUUGUUGUUGUGGAGCAUGUAAUUCGCCCCAACCCGGUGCUUUUUCACUUAAAUCUAAGGGGUAACCCCCGCUAACUCCGCCUGCGUGAAACCCAAGGAGUACCCUCGAAAUAAUAUCGAGUGCAACCCGGGAAGCAGGCUUGUGUUUACUUCGUGUAGUCUACAGUCAGCUGACAGAAAUGGCAGACGAGUCUCUGUUUGACUUUCUCCAUAUGGAGAUCGUGUCACAUAUUUACAAGGAGCAGCAAUCCAGUAAAGGAGAGAUGGACAACAAGGACAGAGCUGUCUGCGUUUCUGUCCUUGAAAGCAUGGGCUUCAGAGUGGGACAAGGACUCAUUGAGAGGUUGACCAGGGACUCCCCUAGCUUCAAGGAUGAGUUAGAUGUAAUGAAGUUUGUCUGUAAAGACUUCUGGACGAAGGUGUUCAGGAGGCAGGUUGACAACCUCAGAACAAACCAUCAGGGUACCUAUGUCCUGCAAGACAACAAGUUUUCUCUGCUGACUCAGCUCUCUAGUGGAAAACAGUACCUGGAUCAGGCUCCUAAGUACCUCGCUUUUUCAUGUGGCGUGGUGAGAGGAGCUCUGUCUAACCUUGGUAUGGACAGUGUGGUGACAGCCGAGGUCUCUGUUAUGCCAUCUUGUAAGUUCCAAGUGGUGGUCCAGAAGUUGUGACGUGAUCCUCUCGGCUACCCUGGAGCUGAUGAACGGGGCCAUGUGGGGUUCAGUUAAUCCUUGAGAGAAGAAACUAGGAAGGAAAUCAGACACCACCCUGAUAUCCACAACUAGGUCAAACACGACUAGCCAGGUUCUGCUGAUAUCCGUGACGGGGCAAAAAGGCUUAGCCAGGGCUAACCUCUACUGGUCUUACUCUGACACAGAACACGAUUUGUUUUAUUUCUUUUGCAUUUUGAUGAGUUUAUUUCCUAUUUGAGUAAAACAAUGUGUGAUGUUCUCAACUUUAGUUUUCACUAAAUAAGUGACGGACCCCACUUGGCCAAGCCUUGAAAAGAAAUACUGACCGAGUGAUGUGAAUACAAUAAUGUGAAUGUAAAGUAAAUCACAAGGUCAUUUAAUAUUCGUUGUUAUGUGUUACAAUAUUUAGUGCCCAAAUUUGGGGGACAAAGUAGUAAAUACUGAGAAAAAAAUGAAAAAUAAGUUAGGAUAAGACAUCAACUGUCAUAUGUCUUAGCAUCCAUCCAAAUAAUAGCUAGUGAGCAUUUGAACAUUAUUUCAUCUGCUACAUUAGAUUCAUUAUUCAACACUUGCAGAUGCACAUAAUCUGUAACUAGUUCCUGGUGCUUUGCUCUGCCUUGUAGCAGAUUGCCUUUAGGAGCUGGGUGUUUCAUGCAUGCUGGUGGUCUUUUUACAUUUUUGUUCAUUUUAAGACAAAAUGCAAAUCUAGAAUAUUUCAUGGGUACAGGAAUUUUUAGUUUAAAAAUGAUGUUCUAUUUUUGGAUGUGAUAUUGGUUUCUGAGCAUCACUCUGUACUGAUCUCACAUUUCAGAGUUGACCACUCAAACAUUGUUUACAAAUUAUUCUUUUUUGUACCAAAAUGUAAAAACAAUGUGUUCUUUUGUACAGCAUUAAUAUGUGUAGUAUGGAGAUUUUAUUGGAUGCAUAUGUGAUUAAAUCGUGUCGUAUGGCUUUAAAAUAA